Molecule: messenger RNA, 4650 nt
Organism: Fonticula alba
Lineage: Eukaryota; Rotosphaerida; Fonticulaceae
Exons: 4
Coding region: 1-4650 (1549 amino acids)
Molecular function (GO): guanyl-nucleotide exchange factor activity
Source: RefSeq, a predicted model, not a curated record
AUGGACUUGUACCUUGAGGGCAGUGACCGCGACGCACCCGACCAUCCCCCGCCCUCGCUCAGCACUUCGAGCCCCGAUCAGCAACUGCCGAACCCCACCCAGGCAGCCACUUGCUCCAUCCAAUCGAGCCUCGGUCUCGACACCGGCUUCUCCCAGGUCCCGCCCCUGUCGUCGGAUUUGACGGCCCCGCGCACGCCCAUCAUGUCCGGGCCCGCGCACGCCGGUCCCCCGCUGUCCCCUCUCAGCAUGUCGAUGCCGCCCCCGCCGUCGGUCCCCCCUCCGGAGGACGACCUGCUGGAAGAGUCGACCUCCAUGAUGACCCUGGCGGACUACCUGCAAAGCGGGGCCCUCACCUCGCCCGGGGGUCUCGGCGGUGAUGAGGAGGACACCACGACCACCGAUGAUGAUGGUGAUGCUGCUGCUGCUGCUGUUGAUGGCCAUCAUCGCCAUCAGCCUGACGAGCAUGGCCGCCGUGGCGCCGGCACCAUCGACGAUGAGGAUGCACAUGCACAUGCGGCCGCCGACAUGGAUGAGGACGGGGAUGCCGACAGCCUGCUAGCCAGCACCGGCUCCGUGGACAGCGCGUCCUCCAUUUCCCUGCCCCCGCCCAUUACGCCGGCAUCCAUCGCCAAGCGGGGCUCCCGUCGGACGAAGCCCACCACGCGCUCCGUGUCGCCGGUUCUCAGCCCGGCCGACCUGCCGCCCCAUCCGCGGCUUGCCCCGGCCAAUGCCGCCACCCCGGACGAGGGUGGCUACUCCCCCUCCGGCUCGCCGGCCCUGUCGCCCCUGUAUCCCGUCUCGUCCGAGGAUGAGGCAGCCCCGGGCGUGAUGGAGGAGCCUGACCAGCAGCCGGCCGGCCACGCCGCCGCGGAGGGUGUCCCCCUGUCGUUGCCGAUUGUCAAUGCCUCGGAGGAUGCCCACAUGGAGGCCGCCGCCGAUGGGCAUGCCGACGCCCACCGUCCCUCCUCCCCUCCGGGCGAUAUCACCUACCAGCCCCUGUCGUCGGCCGCCUCGCCGGAUGGUGCCAUGCCCACCACUGGCGGCACUUCCCCCGAGGCCGAGGCCGAGGCCGAGGCCGAGGGCGGCCUUCCGCAAACGGCCCAGCCGCGCACGCCGCAGCUUGCCCGGCAUGAGCGCUUCGCUUCGAGCUCCUCCCUGACCAGUGGCCUGCCAAGCCCGCUGACCCCGGCCGGGGGGACUUCCUCCCGGCCAUCGAGCAUGAUGUUGAAUCUGUCGGCAGAGCUGGGCAACGCCAUCGCCGCGGUGGCCAUUGCCCGAGCCACUGGCGGCGCCUCGCCCCCGCUGUCUACCAAUGCCCUGGCGGCCAUGACUUCGCCGAUGACCAGCUUCCCGGCCCCCGACCCGGCGCUCAUCCUUGUGCCCGGUGUCGAGGACGCCGAUGGCUCGGCCAAGCAGUCCGACGAGGCCGAGGCCGACAGCGACUCCGAUCUGAUGCCGGAGGCGGUUCCCCUGGCGGACGUGGCCCCGGCUGCCUCGCUGGCGGCGAGUGGCGACGAGCCGCAGCCCCAUGCAGCCAGCCCGUCGCCCCCCGGCGGCAAGUCCACUUUCAGCCCGGAGUUCAAGGCCACCUCCACCGGGUCGCUGAGUGGCGAUGUGCCGGCCCGGCCGCGGCCGACUCGCCCGGCGCCGGUUCCCCCGCCGGAGCUGGCCGCCCAGCGGGCCGCCUCGCUCAGCGACCUGUCCACCAUCGGGCCCGGCGCCGCUUCGGCCGGUGGUGGUGGUGGUGCCCCGGGCGUCGAUCCGGUUGCCACGUCGAUGGAGUCCUUCUCGUCGGCCCUCGCGGCGGACCCCAUCCUGGGCUCGGUGACGCCGCGCGGUCCGAUCCUGGCGCGCGUCACCCAGCCGGACUCCUCGACCGCCGAGUCGCCCCCGCCCUCGGCCUCGGCCUCGGCCGGCUCCAGCGCCGGGUCGACGGUGUCCUCUUCCUCGUCGUUGGCUUCGCCGACCCCGGUGUCCUCCUCGGCCGCGUCCACGGUGUCCCCCUCGGCCUCGACCGAGUCCGAGCGCUCCUCCUCCUGGAUGAAUCGCCUGCGUUCCAUCGCCACCCUGCAGGUCUUCAAGCGUGCCUCCUCGUCGGUCGAUAACUCGGUCCACUCGGCUGAGGCCCUGUCGCAGACGCCGUCCCCCAGCGGGUCGGCACAUUCCGUCGAGUCGCCACAGAGCACGGUCGGCACCGCGGCCCAGCGUGCCUCGCAGUCGAGCGAAAGUGGCUCCCUCUCGCAGUUGAAUCUCCUGCGCCGGGCCCAGUCAGUCCGAACCAAGUCCUCAACGGAGCGUGCGCCGGCCGCGCCGCUGCCUUCUGGUGGCCCACUGACGACCAGUGGUGGCCCGGCCGUUCCGCCGCCCGGCGCGCGUCACCCUGUCGAGCGCGCCAACUCCGACAACACCACCCCUGCCAUGCUCUCGGAUUCGGCGAACUUCUCCCAGUCCCUCGGUGAUGUGUCGUCUGUGACUUCGGCCGGUGGCCUGCAGCAGUCGCCGGGCACCGGCGAUGUGGCUCCCCUGAGGCUGGCCACCUCGACGGAGGACAUGCAGUCGGCCACCGAGUCGGAGUCCGCCGCCAUGCAUGCGGCGGCCACUUCCGCUUCGAUGCCCAGCACCCCGACGAUUGGGCUGUCAGCCGGAUCGUCCACCUCGGCGGCUGAGGCGUCGGCUGCGACGGACGCCGCGGCCCCGGCCUCGGCGCCGGUUACCCCGGCGCCAAGUGCGUCGACCGCGAAUGCCGGCGGCGCUGCCGCGGGCGCCGCCGCCGCCGCGGACUUCCCCUUCCAUGUGAUCAGCCAGGGCAUUGACGCUCUGGCAGCGGUGCUCAUUCAGAAGGUCUUCCCGGACUUGGUGACCGAUGAGCAGAAGAAGGAGCACCGGGCAUCGCUGGCCUCGAUUUGCCACUUCGCCGAGCUCCUGGUGACCGAGUAUAAUUACAUCACCAUCUUGUCGAAUGUCAGCGAGAAGAUUGUCCAGCCGCUGCGCGAGCAGAUUGCCACCGCGGCGCAGACCGGCGUCAAGCCGAUCCUCUCGUCCUUCGAAAUCCGGACCAUCUUCGUGCCGACCAUCGACCUGCUGAAUGUCAAUCGGGCCUUCUACAAGGACCUGAUGGACCUGCUGCCGGGGUACCAUCAGGAUGUGGACAUUGGCCAGGUGUUCCUGCGGCACUUCACCGAUUCGCCGGAGUACGUGCGGUAUAUCGACACCUACUCCUCGGCCACGGCGGCCCUGCGCAAGGUGUGGGAGUGUCCCAACUUCACGAACUUCGCCACGAGCCAGAUGAAGCGCCAUGAGUUUGAGGACUUCAUGAUUUCCCCGAUCCAGCGUGUGCCGCGGUAUUCGCUGCUGCUGAAUGACAUCAACAAGCGCACGCCCGAGGGCCCGAUCAAGGACCAGCUGCAGGCGGCCAUCGCCUGCAUGGCCAAGCUGUCGCAUGACAUCAAUGAGGCCAAGCGUCUGGAGGAAUCCACCACUCGCAUGUUCGACAUCCAGAGCACCAUCGAGGGCUGUCCGCCGACCAUCCUCUCGGCUCAGCGGCGCUUCGUCACCCAGGGCGACUUCUUCCUGGUCGACUCGUCACACACGCCCCUUGGCUCCAUUCGCUUUAUCUUCUUCUCGGAUCUUGUGCUGAUUGCCAAGUGCAACAAGCGCAAGUACAAGCUUGAGUACCUGGUCCCCCUCCGGAACAUCACCUUGACCAAUGUCCACAGCACGGCGGUCACCCGUGGCCCGGUCUUCAAAAUCUCCUUCCCCUACAAUGCCAGCACCAACUGGAGUGAGCUGGCCGCCAACACGACGGCCGCCGAGCCAGUUGCCGCCACCCCGGCGACCACCUCCUCGGAGCCGGUUUCGAUGACCGGCAGCGAGUCCGACCUGUCGACCAUCGGAUCCUCGAGCGGUGGCUCGCCGCCGGCUUCCAUCUCGGCUGGCUCGUCGGCCGCCAGCCGUCGUCUGUCGGCGCAUCUGCCGUCGCUCUUCGAGCCUCCGACCGAGGGGACCUCCGGAGCCGUCGGCGCCGGCAGCAUGGGCAAUGUCACCGGGGGGGCCGUUUCUCGGUCCAUCUCGCAGCUGAAUGCGGCAGCCCAGCUGGCCGCUGGCAGUGGGCCUGGCUCUCCCCCGCCGGCCGGGGCGCAGUCGUAUGCCGCGUCGUUGCGUGGGGUGGAGAGCCUGCAGGCGGGCGGGUCCGCCGGCAGUGGUCCUGGCGGCAUUUCCGCGAGGAACUCCAUUUCCUCCGGCACCGGGUACUCGACCGCGCCGAUCCGGCUGCAGAACCGCUCCGAGCGUUCCUUCCUCCGGACCACCACCAGCGAGGAUGCCGGUGGCUCGCUCAUGCCGAAUGCCUCUUCCGACAACAUUCCCCUGGAGGAGGCACUGCUGAUGUAUGAGCAGGAGAAUCGCGCCGCCGCCGCGGCCGAGGUGGCCCGGUCACGGUCCAUCGCCUCGCAGCGGUCGGUGUCCGACACGGCGUCCCUGUCCUCGGUGUCCUCGUCGUCCUCCUCCUCGUCGUCCUCCUCGUCGUCCGGUGCCUCGGAGGCCGGGGUCACCCAUGUGGAGAUCGUCCUCCAGGCCCAGAGCUUCGCCUCGUACAAGACCUUCCGCACGGACAUUGACCCGCAUCUGAAGACCCUGCCUGCUUCGACUUGA